Ceratina calcarata is the source of this 5076-nucleotide messenger RNA. RefSeq lists its product as uncharacterized. NCBI's taxonomy places the organism in Eukaryota, Metazoa, Arthropoda, Insecta, Hymenoptera, Apidae. Gene Ontology annotation, molecular function: flavin adenine dinucleotide binding; oxidoreductase activity, acting on CH-OH group of donors. The record is from RefSeq and is a predicted model, not a curated record. The coding region runs from base 158 to 4969 and encodes 1603 amino acids. The transcript has 14 exons.
GUAACGACAGUAAACAGACAAGUAUUCUAAAUUAAUAGUGUGGUGUCGAAAAUUUGUGAAAGUGUAUAUUAUCUUUAUGUCGUGCCAAAGAAACCUAGUUUCUUUAGAUAUUAAUCUUAAUCUUCUUAAGAUAGAUAAAAAAUAAUUAUCAAAUAAAAUGUCGAAUGUUAUUCAAUGCUUGGCGACCCAGAUAGCAGACUCGUUACAGACAAGGAAUUGGAUACUGAUUUUUCUCCAAACGCUCAUCAUACUCUACAGACCUGACAUUGCCGAUAUCGAAAACAGGGUCAGGCCGACCCCUCCACCCAGUCUACAAAGUAAUUAUGACUUCAUUAUAGUCGGGGGUGGCUCCGCGGGUUCCGUAUUGGCCAGUCGAUUAUCCGAAAACGAAAAGUGGUCGGUGUUGCUGCUUGAAGCUGGCCCAAACGAACCUUAUGGAACUGAUAUACCUGUUGCGUACUCGAGAGUAAUACAGACUUCGUUGGUGUGGAAUUAUGAAUCGUAUCCAUCUGAUAACUAUUGCACGAGACAGAACGAUCGUCGGUGUUCCUGGAUCAGUGGCAGGACACUCGGCGGAAGCAGCACGAUAAAUGGGAUGAUCUAUAUGCGUGGGAAUAGACAAAAUUAUGACAGCUGGGAGGAAGCGGGUAAUCCAGGAUGGAGCUACGAAAACGUUCUACCGUAUUUCAAGAAAUCUGAAGACAUGAGAAUCAGAGAAUAUCAACGAUCCCCAUAUCACAGCGUCGGUGGAUAUUUGACCGUCGAAAACUUUCGUUAUCGUUCACCUGGCUCUGAUUAUUUUAUGCAAGCAGCAAUAGAAAUGGGUUACGAUUUAGUUGACGUGAACGGAGCCAAUCAAACUGGAUUCAGUUUAACUCCCGCAACAUUAAGGGAUGGUCUGAGAUGCAGCACCGCGAAGGCUUUCCUUCGUCCAGCUUGGAGGAGGCGUAAUCUACACAUCAGCACCGAUUCUUUCGUGGAAAAAAUCUUGGUACAUGGUGAUGGUGACGAAAAGACUGCUUAUGGUGUGCAAUUUCGUUUCCAAUCUACUCGUUAUACAGUAACAGCCAAUCAUGAAGUGAUACUGUCAACUGGCACAGUACGAUCACCGCAAAUAUUGAUGUUGUCUGGUAUCGGACCAAGAGAUCAGUUGGAGGAAUUAAAUAUUCCAGUGAUUCACGAUUCUCCAGGUGUGGGGAGGAAUCUUCAGGAUCACGUAGGGUUCAAUGGACUGACUUAUAACGUGACUAUCCCAAGAAAUUAUUCUGGAUCCGAACCUUUCUCAUACGCAGACCAGGAUGCUUUUGACUCUCAGACCCUCACACAGUUCGCCAUAAACAAUACUGGAAUGAUGUAUGAAAAUCCAGACGAUGACGGUUUGGGUUUUAUUAAUACCAGAUAUGCAAAUGCAUCCGGAGAUUGUCCUGACGUAGAGAUAGUGUUAUCACCUGGAAAUGGUACGGCAACUAACAUUUCAGGAAUCACAACUCUUUAUUCUAUUCUGCCAGUAUUAGUAAGGCCAAGAAGCAGAGGAUACAUCAGACUAAAUGUCACUAAUCCUGAAGGAUUUCCAAUCAUAGUUCCCAACUAUUUCCAGGAUCCACAAGAUCUCGAACGUUUGGCCGAAGGCGGACAAUUCGUCUACAAUAUGUCGAGAACAUCUGCGUUGAGGUUUAUAAACGCUCAAAUGAACCUAGAGAGUAUCCCUAGCUGUUCGUCGUCCGAAUAUCUAUCAAUAAAUUAUUGGCGUUGUUUAGCCCGAUAUUACGGCGCCUCGGCAUUGCACCCAGUUGGAACGUGUAAAAUGGGACCAGCUAGCGACCGAAUGGCAGUGGUCGACGCUAGACUCAGAGUGCACGGUGUAUAUCGACUACGAGUGAUCGAUGCCUCGAUCAUGCCUACGAUCGUUGCGGGAAACACGAACGCGCCUACUAUAAUGAUCGCUGAGAAGGCUUCUGACAUGAUCAAAGAAGCCUGGAACAAUGCCAUGCCUGGACAGCUCCGUUGCUUGGCUACCCAGAUAGCACAGACGUUAUGGACGACGGAUUGGAUACUGAUUUUUCUCCAAACGCUGAUCGUGCUCUACAGACCGGACGUUGCCGACGUCGAAAACAGGGUGAGACCGACCCCUCCACCCAGUCUACGAAGUAAUUAUGACUUUAUCAUAAUCGGGGGUGGCUCCGCGGGUUCCGUAUUGGCCAACCGAUUGUCCGAAAAUGAAAAAUGGUCGGUGUUGCUGCUCGAAGCUGGACCGAACGAACCUUACGCGACCGAUAUAACAAUAAUGUCUACGAGACUACAACCGAGUUCGUUAUUCUGGAAUUUUACAACCCUUCCAUCAGCUAAUUAUUGCAUAAUCCAAGAGAUUGGGUGCAAUUGGGGUCACGGCAGGUCAAAUAAAAUGUCGAGCGUUAUUCAGUGCUUGGCUACCCAGAUAGCACAGACGUUAUGGACGACGGAUUGGAUACUGAUUUUUCUCCAAACGCUGAUCGUGCUCUACAGACCGGACGUUGCCGACGUCGAAAACAGGGUGAGACCGACCCCUCCACCCAGUCUACGAAGUAAUUAUGACUUUAUCAUAAUCGGGGGUGGCUCCGCGGGUUCCGUAUUGGCCAACCGAUUGUCCGAAAAUGAAAAGUGGUCGGUGUUGCUACUCGAAGCUGGACCGAACGAACAUUAUGCCACUGAUAUACCUGUGACGUAUUCGAGUAUAAUAUCAACUUCGUUGGUGUGGAAUUAUACAACGUAUCCAUCGGAUAAUUAUUGUACGGGACAGCCCAAUGGUCGGUGUCUCUUCGUCAGUGGCAGGAGUCUUGGCGGUACCAGCGCGAUAAAUGGACUGAUUUAUAUGCGUGGGAAUAGACGUGAUUAUGACCGCUGGGAGGAAGCUGGCAAUCCAGGAUGGAGCUACGAAAACGUUCUACCGUAUUUCAUGAAAUCCGAAGACAUGAGAAUCAGGGAAUAUCAAGGAUCCCCAUAUCACAGCGUCGGUGGAUACCUGACCGUCGAAAACUUUCGUUAUCGUUUACCUGUAACGAAUUAUUUUUUGGAAGCAGUAACAGAAAUGGGCUACGAUUUAGUCGACUUGAACGGAGCGAAUCAAACUGGAUUCAGUUUAACUCCCGCAACACUAAGGGAUGGUCUGAGAUGCAGUGCAGCGAAGGCUUUCCUUCGUCCUGCUUGGAGGAGGCGUAAUCUACACAUCAGUACCGAUUCUUUCGUGGAAAAAAUCUUGGUACAUGGUGAUGGUGACGAAAAGACUGCUUAUGGUGUGCAAUUUCGUUUCCAAUCUACUCGUUAUACAGUAACAGCCAAUCAUGAAGUGAUACUGUCAACUGGCACAGUACGAUCACCGCAAAUAUUGAUGUUGUCUGGUAUCGGACCAAGAGAUCAGUUGGAGGAAUUAAAUAUUCCAGUGAUUCACGAUUCUCCAGGUGUGGGGAGGAAUCUUCAGGAUCACGUAGGGUUCAAUGGACUGACUUAUAACGUGACUAUCCCAAGAAAUUAUUCUGGAUCCGAACCUUUCUCAUACGCAGACCAGGAUGCUUUUGACUCUCAGACCCUCACACAGUUCGCCAUAAACAAUACUGGAAUGAUGUAUGAAAAUCCAGACGAUGACGGUUUGGGUUUUAUUAAUACCAGAUAUGCAAAUGCAUCCGGAGAUUGUCCUGACGUAGAGAUAGUGUUAUCACCUGGAAAUGGUACGGCAACUAACAUUUCAGGAAUCACAACUCUUUAUUCUAUUCUGCCAGUAUUAGUAAGGCCAAGAAGCAGAGGAUACAUCAGACUAAAUGUCACUAAUCCUGAAGGAUUUCCAAUCAUAGUUCCCAACUAUUUCCAGGAUCCACAAGAUCUCGAACGUUUGGCCGAAGGCGGACAAUUCGUCUACAAUAUGUCGAGAACAUCUGCGUUGAGGUUUAUAAACGCUCAAAUGAACCUAGAGAGUAUCCCUAGCUGUUCGUCGUCCGAAUAUCUAUCAAUAAAUUAUUGGCGUUGUUUAGCCCGAUAUUACGGCGCCUCGGCAUUGCACCCAGUUGGAACGUGUAAAAUGGGACCAGCUAUACUGUCAACUGGCACAGUACGAUCGCCGCAAAUAUUGAUGUUAUCUGGUAUCGGACCAAGAGAUCAGUUGGAGGAAUUGAACAUUCCAGUGGUUCUCGAUGCCCCGGGUGUAGGGAAUAAUCUUCAGGAUCAUGUGACGUUCACUGGACUCAAUUAUAUCGUGACUGUCCCGAGGAAUUAUUCUGGUUCCGACCCUUUCACAUACGCAGGCAGAUUUGCUUUUGACUCUCAGUCCCUCACACAAUUUGCCAUGAACCGUACUGGAAUGAUGUACGAAGAACCAGAUACUGACAGUAUGGGUUUUAUUAAUACCAGAUAUGCAAACUCAUCCGGAGAUUAUCCUGAUAUAGAAGUAGUCUUUUCACCUGAUGCAAAUGCUACGGAUACUGACAUUUCACCAAUUAACACUACCUAUUCUGUGCUGACAAUAUUAUUAAGGCCAGGAAGCAGAGGAUACAUAAGACUAAAUGCCACGGACCCUGAAGGAUUUCCAAUUAUAGUUCCCAACUAUUUCCAAGAUCCGCAGGAUCUUGAAUGUCUGGCAGAAGCUGCACAAUUCGUCUACAAUAUGUCGAGAACAUCUGCGUUCAGGUUUCUAAACGCUCAACCGGCCAUAAACAAUGUCCCUAGCUGUUCAUCGAACGAAUUUCUAUCAUUGAAUUAUUGGCGUUGUUUAGCCCGAUAUUAUACCGCCUCGGCAUACCACCCAGCAGGUACAUGUAAAAUGGGACCAGCUAGCGACAGAAUGGCAGUGGUCGACGCCAGACUCAGAUUACACGGCGUGUCUAAUUUGCGCGUGGUAGAUGCCUCGAUCAUGCCAACGCUCAUUUCGGGAAACACGAACGCGCCUACUAUAAUGAUCGCUGAGAAAGCGGCUGACAUGAUCAAAGGAGAUUGGAACAAAUAAAGACUGCUCAGCCUCUUAUAAUGUAGUUUGACAUCUAAAUUUUUUAAAGUUGAAGAAGAAACCAUUUACAUUUUUGUUUUCAUCAAAUACACGUAUGAUUCUUUCAA